Salvelinus fontinalis (brook trout) is the source of this 2648-nucleotide messenger RNA. Its product is annotated as zinc finger and BTB domain-containing protein 8B-like. Gene Ontology annotation, molecular function: protein binding; DNA-binding transcription factor activity, RNA polymerase II-specific; RNA polymerase II cis-regulatory region sequence-specific DNA binding. Gene Ontology annotation, biological process: regulation of transcription by RNA polymerase II. Bases 328 to 1929 code for a protein of 533 amino acids. Lineage: Eukaryota; Metazoa; Chordata; Actinopteri; Salmoniformes; Salmonidae. The transcript is spliced from 5 exons. The record is from RefSeq and is a predicted model, not a curated record.
GUUGUCACUAGUUACCACAGCCACAAAGUGAUACACUCCGCUUAUUUCUACAAUUAUAUUCUUAAAAAUGUGAUUUUAAACCUAACCCAAAUCUUAAACACACUGCUAACUGUAUGACAAUCCCAAACCUUGAAUUAAGACCAAAAAUACUAAUUUUGGUUUUUAUGAAUUUUUCCGAAAUGGAAUUUUGGCUUUGUGGCUAUAGUAACUAGUAAAAAGCUGGUUGUUGUCGUUAGCUAACUAGCUGCGGAGGCUACAACAACAUAUCAACCUAGCUAUGUGUUUACUUACGACAGCUCUCAACGUUUAGUCAGAGGUGUUGUGGAGAUGGAGGUGUCAGGCUACCAGUCCAAGCUUCUGUGUGAGCUCAAUGAGCAGCGGAAGAGAGAUUUCUUCUGUGACUGCAGUAUAGUCGUGGAGGGGCGGGUCUUCAAGGCCCAUCGCAACGUCCUAUUCGCCGGCAGCGGCUACUUCCGCGCCCUAUUGGUCCACUACCUACAGGACAGCGGUCAGCACCACAGCACGGCCUCUCUGGACAUCGUGACGGCCGAGGCCUUCUCCUUCAUCCUGGACUUCCUGUACUCGGGCCGACUGGACCUGCGCAGCGAGAACGUCAUCGAGGUGAUGUCAGCGGCCAGCUAUCUCCAGAUGACUGACGUGGUGUCCUUCUGUAAAGGUUACAUCCGCUCCUCUCUGGAGAUCUGUAACAGGGAGAAAGAGAGGGAUAGAGAUAGGGAACGGGAGAAAGAGAGGGAGAGAGAGGGUCCGGCUGACAGUGGAACCCCAGCCAUGCCACCUCCCUCUUCCAGAGCCUCUGUAGCUGUACCUGUACCGUCGUUGUCACUAGACGGAGAUGGAGUUACUCAUGUAAGUUUAGAGCCCUCCCCUUCCACGGUCACAGACCCCCCAUCCUCGGCAGCAGCCCUCCCCAGGGUCCCCACGCCGCCCGGCCCUAGCAGAGACUCUGAGAGCGACUGCAGCUCCAGAGGGGAGUUCCCAUCUCAUAUUAUUGGGGGCCUGACCCCCCACGGACACGGGGACCAUCUGAUGAACCCCCUUUCCCCCUCAACUUCUGGGUUGACCUUAGAGCUGGUGCGCCCCAAGAUCGAGUAUGACCCUGAUGACGAGCCUGAGGAGGGGUCCCCCGAUACCAAAGACCUGCCAUUGUUUAUGGUACCCUCCCUCCACCACCACCACCACAUCCAUGAAAGACUGGCAUCCUCCAGCCCUUCCCCCAACAACGAGCGCUCGUCCUUGGGCUUCGAGGGCUGCCACACCAGGCAGUUCAUGGAUGUGCUGUUGAGAGGUGGCUCCAGCCCCCACAGGGACAGAGGGGAGCAGGUCCAGAUGUUUGCCCAGGGAAUGGGCCUCUGGGGUGGGGGAGACAGGGUGGAUGAGGGUCUGGGGAUGGGUGGGUCCUCUAUUAUGGAGAUACAGAGCGACUGGUACGGAGAGGACACAGGAGAUGGCUUGGUGGUGCCGGUGAAGCUCCACAAGUGUCCGUUCUGCCCGUACACCGCCAAGCAGAAGGGCAUCCUGAAGAGACACAUCCGCUGUCACACUGGAGAGAGACCCUUCCCCUGUGAGACGUGUGGAAAGAGGUUCACACGCCAGGAACACCUCCGCAGCCACUCACUCAGCGUUCACCACUCCAGUUGGCCAGUGGUAUGUAAGGGGUGCAGACGAAGCUUCACUGGAGCCCUGUCCCACGGACUCAAACGCUUUGGCCUGUGUGACAACUGUACCCGCGUUACGACCACGGGUCACGACGACUCACCUCCCGCCCACAUCAACCUCGACGGCCAACCAGAGGCCAUGGAACGCGGGGACGGAGACAGUGAUUGGCCCGUCUUCAUGGAUGAUGCUGAUGACAUGGAGGCCGGGGGAGGGAUUAUAGAAGUGGGGGAGAAGGGGAAACCACACAGAUGAGUGUCAGAGAUCCCAUCCACAGUGGACAUGAAGGAGAGGAGACAAGGAAAGGAAGAAUUGAACUUUAGGAUUAAAACUGGGGCUGAUGUUUCCCUCUGUCUCCUCCCAGUGGUUUAAGAAGGGAACAAUACGAGACAGAGUUCCAUGUCAACCUUGUCUUGGCUACUGUUAUGAUCAAAAGAUGGUUAUGAACUGGAGUGAAUUAUGUUUAGCAUGACCAUUAGAGGAUCGUGUUGUACCGGGGAAGAAGACGUCGCGUUGUACCGGGGAAGAAGGCGUCGCGUUGUCCCGGGGGGAAAGGCGUCGCGUUGUCCCGGGGGGAAAAGCGUCGCGUUGUCCCGGGGGGAAAGGCGUCGCGUUGUCCCGGGGGGGAAAGGCGUCGCGUUGUCCCGGGGGGAAAGGCGUCGCGUUGUCCCGGGGGGGAAAGGCGUCGCGUUGUCCCGGGGGGAAAGGCGUUUCUUCUAGUGUACUCGGUCAUGGUGGCACAGUGCACCUGGUGAUUUAUGCCAUAGCAGUCUGAAAUACUCCCAGCACUACAAUAUGUCCAUCAACUUUGUUGUUAAGCAGAGACUGAUUCUGUGUGUCGUUGUAUUGUAUUUGAUGGCAGAUCGACAAACUGCUUAAUGGAAAAUCUUGAAAAUGCAAUGUGAGAUUAUUUAAUGAAUUGAUGUCAAUGGUUUGGAUAAUGUUUUGUGCAGUAUUAAAGACAUCAUAAUGUU